CCCUUCCCGGUCGGCGCUCGGGGCAUGAGCAGCGAUGGCUGGCUGUAUCCCUGAGGAGAAAACUUACCGGCGCUUCCUGGAGCUAUUCCUGGGCGAGUUUCGCGGUCCGUGCGGCGGUGGAGAGCCGGAGCCGGAACCCGAACCCGAGUCGGAACCCGAGCCUGAACUGGUCGCUGCCGAGGCGGCCGAAGCUUCGGUCGAAGAACAAGGAGAAGAGGCUACCACGGUAGCCGCGACGGAGGAAGGGGAACCGGAGCCAGACCCAGAGACCCAGGAGGAGGUAGUGGAGGAAGAGGCGGUGGCGGCCGCCGAGGGAGACGAAGAGGAGGAGGAGGAGGAGGUGGCCGCAGCCCCGGGGCACUCGGCCGUGCGGCCGCCGCCGCAGCCCCAGCUGCCGCCGCUGCCCCCGCUCCCGCGGCAGCUGUCCGAGCGCAUCACCCGCGAGGAGGUGGAGGGCGAGAGCCUGGACCUGUGCCUGCAGCAGCUCUACAAAUAUAAUUGCCCUUCAUUUUUGGCUGCUGCUUUAGCCCGAGCCACAUCAGAUCAAGUCCUUCAGAGUGAUCUUUCUGCACAUUACAUCCCAAAGGAGACGGAUGGCUCGGAAGGCUCUGUGGAGAUUGAGACGGUGAAAUUGGCCCGUUCUGUCUUCAGCAAACUGCACGAGAUUUGCUGCAGCUGGGUGAAAGACUUCCCUCUGCGCAGGAGACCCCAGCUGUAUUAUGAGACCUCGAUCCAUGCCAUCAAAAACAUGCGCAGGAAAAUGGAGGACAAACACGUCUGCAUUCCUGACUUUAAUAUGCUCUUCAACCUAGAGGACCAGGAAGAACAAGCUUACUUUGCAGUGUUUGACGGCCAUGGGGGAGUGGAUGCUGCCAUUUACGCCUCCAUUCACCUCCACGUUAACUUAGUGCGCCAGGAGAUGUUCCCCCACGACCCUGCUGAGGCCCUGUGCCGGGCUUUCCGGGUCACUGAUGAGCGGUUUGUACAGAAAGCAGCCAGGGAGAGCUUAAGAUGUGGGACCACAGGAGUGGUGACUUUUAUCAGAGGUAACAUGCUACACGUGGCCUGGGUGGGUGAUUCCCAGGUUAUGCUUGUGAGGAAGGGCCAAGCUGUUGAACUAAUGAAGCCUCAUAAACCAGACAGAGAGGAUGAAAAGCAGCGAAUUGAGGCCCUUGGAGGUUGUGUAGUCUGGUUUGGUGCCUGGAGGGUGAAUGGAAGUUUAUCCGUCUCCAGAGCUAUUGGAGAUGCUGAACAUAAGCCAUAUAUAUGCGGAGAUGCAGAUUCUGCCUCUACUGUUUUAGACGGGACCGAAGACUACCUCAUUCUGGCCUGUGAUGGCUUCUAUGACACCGUGAACCCCGAUGAGGCAGUGAAAGUUGUGUCUGACCACUUGAAGGAGAAUAAUGGAGACAGCAGCAUGGUUGCCCACAAGUUAGUGGCAUCAGCUCGUGAUGCUGGGUCCAGUGAUAACAUCACUGUUAUUGUGGUAUUCCUGAGGGACAUGAACAAAGCUGUAAAUGUUAGUGAGGAAUCAGAUUGGACAGAGAACUCUUUUCAAGGAGGGCAAGAAGAUGGUGGGGAUGAUAAGGAGCAUCAUGGAGAGUGCAGACGCCCCUGGCCGCAGCACCAGUGCUCAGCGCCGGCAGAUCUAGGCUGUGACGGGCGUGUGGAUUCCUUCACUGAUAGAACUAGCCUCAGCCCAGGGUCCCCAAUCAACGUGCUGCAAGACCCAGGCUACCUAGAUCUCACACAAAUAGAAACAAGCAAGCCUUGCAGUGGCCCGUGUUUGCCACCAGUUGAGAUGUUUGGUUCUGGUGCACCAAAGAAAGCCAAUGUUAAUCAGGAGCUAAUGGUGGAGGAAAUGCAUUCAUCAUUGCCUGAACGGAGUGGUGCUGGAGUGCUUCCCGCUUCUGUUCAUUCGGGCUCAACAGGGCGGCAGAUACACAGAAUGGAGAGCUUUUCUCCUGUCUGUUUUGGGUUGGAAAAUGAACAAUUCAAAUUCCCAGGAAAAAGAGUGUCUAGGUUGUAUCACUCACACCACCACUACUCAAAGAGGCAGCACGGCUAUGGCUUUAUCACCAAGUUCUAUUCCUUUCUGUCUGCCAGGGCGCCCUCCCAUGAGACGGGCACUAACCUGUCCUCACUUAUUCCAAGAGGGAAGAGAAACAAGAUGUUAAAAAGUUCUCUGUCAUGGAGGCUAAAAAGCUGGAAAGGGUACAAUGACAACAGGAUGAGGAAGGUUGGAAAGAAUAAUGAUAUUCCAUACCCAGAUCUCCCCUGGAGCCAUAAAAUGUAACUUUUCUUUAAAGUAGGCAGGCUAGCACCCCCUCUAGAAACCCCACCAUGAAAAUAGAAACAAAGUAGACAUUUCUACAACAUACCUGCUUCAU
Molecule: messenger RNA, 2390 nt
Organism: Ochotona curzoniae (black-lipped pika)
Lineage: Eukaryota; Metazoa; Chordata; Mammalia; Lagomorpha; Ochotonidae
Gene: PPM1E
Product: protein phosphatase, Mg2+/Mn2+ dependent 1E
Exons: 7
Coding region: 35-2296 (753 amino acids)
Biological process (GO): protein dephosphorylation; negative regulation of protein kinase activity
Molecular function (GO): protein serine/threonine phosphatase activity; cation binding
Source: RefSeq, a predicted model, not a curated record